CUUUCACGCUCCGCGGCUCCAGGCGAGAGGUCGUGCUGCUGCUGCUGCUGCUGCUGCUCGACGGGGCGGGGGGCUGGCAGCGCUUUGGAAAGGCGGAGCGCUCUCAUUGCCCCCUGCCGUCGAUGCUGCGGUUUCUUUUGCCGCUGGAGCUGCUGCAUGGGGCGCGGAGCUGCUGCUGCUGCUACUACUGUGGUCGCUGAGUCGCUGUUGCUCGGGGGAGCGGGCUCCCCCGGUCUUCUCCUCCUCCCUCAUCCUGCUCUUCCUCGCCCGUGGACCGCUCGCUGGGUCGCGCGGUGACCCAGGCAGAGGGUCCACCCUGGACGUCUUUCCUCGCUCCUCGUCUCGCCCUUUCCUCCUUUUGGAUGCUUAUUCCAGCCUCUCCCACUCUCCGCCGCCCUCCUCGUCCUCGUCGCCCUUCUCUUCCUGCUCUCCAAGUAGCAGCUGCGGCCAUCGCCGUCGGGGCUGCUCCGGCGCCAUGCACACGGUGCAGAAGGACACUACCUUCACGAAGAUCUUCGUCGGGGGGCUGCCCUACCACACCACGGACUCCUCGCUGAGGAAGUACUUCGAGGUGUUCGGCGACAUCGAGGAAGCCGUCGUCAUCACGGACCGGCAGACGGGAAAAUCCCGGGGAUAUGGCUUCGUGACCAUGGCUGACAGAUCUGCAGCCGAAAGGGCUUGCAAGGAUCCCAACCCCAUCAUUGACGGCCGGAAAGCAAACGUCAACCUUGCCUACCUGGGAGCAAAACCAAGGAGUAUUCAAACUGGUUUCACCUUAGGGGUCCAGCAGCUACAUCCAGCUCUCAUCCAGAGACCUUAUGGGCUCGCACACCACUUCAUUUACCCUCAAGCCAUCGUCCAGCCCAGCGUGGUCAUCCCGACCCCCGUGCAGUCGAUGACAUCUCCCUAUAUAGACUACGCAACGGCGACCCAGGCCUACUCGCAAUUUACCGCCACCGCUGCCUACGACCAGUAUCCGUACGCUGCCUCUCCUGCUGCCGGCUUCAUGGGAUAUGGCUACACAGGGGCUGUCCAACCACCUCUCACCGCCUCCAAUCCUGCUGUAGCCGCUUCCACCGCCUUCAUGCAGUAUCCAGCCACACAGCUACAAGCCGACCGUAUGCAGUAGAUGGCGGCAGCGUCACCUCCACCCCUUUUGGAGAAGGACUUAUUUCUUUCUUCCCAUGA
Messenger RNA from Lacerta agilis (Sand lizard), 1188 nucleotides. RefSeq names its product RNA binding motif protein 38 (gene RBM38). Gene Ontology annotation, cellular component: cytosol. The record is from RefSeq and is a predicted model, not a curated record. Lineage: Eukaryota; Metazoa; Chordata; Lepidosauria; Squamata; Lacertidae. Gene Ontology annotation, molecular function: RNA binding. The transcript is spliced from 4 exons. Bases 476 to 1129 code for a protein of 217 amino acids.